AAAUAUUCCCUCUUCGUGCCAUGGAUUGAUUCUCCACAUAUAGAACGCUUACACCCUGUCCAUCUCAUACAACCCACUGCUUUCCGUUUCUUUCUUCUUCGGUGAUGGUUCCAGAAUUGGAGAAACCUCGAGUCACUGAGAUACAGGUCCGGAUGGACUGCAAUGGAUGCGUACAGAAGAUCAAGAAAGCUCUUCUUGGUAUCAGUGGUGUAUAUGAGCUCUACAUUGACUUCCCUCAGCAAAAGAUAACUAUAAUUGGGUGUGCUGAUCCUGAGAAAAUAGUCAAAGCCAUAAAAAAGACAAGAAAGACUGCCAUCAUUUGUUCCCACACAGAACCACCUGAUCCACAAGCUCAGCCAUCAGACCCAGAUAACCAAGGAGAGGGCACCGCCCCAGGAGUCCGCCCAACCCUCCUCAACAAGAGUCUGCUACCCCUCCUCCAUCAGAAGGCCCACCAACUGAAGAGGGCAUCACCAGCAGAGGCACCAAAAGAUCCACCGCCACCAGCAGAAAGUCCAAAACCAGAUGCUGCAGAGGCUCCAGCGAGCAAGCCAGUUCAUCCUCAGGACCAAAAGAUGUUGAAGAGGUUUUCAUUAUUUAGGCCCGAGCCACCGGCACCGGCACUGGCACCUGCACCUGCACCCGCACCCCCACCCACUUACGUAACUCAUAGCUACAACACACACAGGGCAUCACCUUACGUCACUGGAUACGAGUAUAUAAGGCCUCCACCACAAUAUACACAUUCUACAAGGCCAGAGAGCUAUCAGCAACCACAGUACAGUGUGCACUAUAGCAGGCCGGCUGAGAGCUAUCCGCUGCCACCACAGUACACACAUUAUAGCAGGCCAGAGCGCUACAGGGAGGACUAUCAUUACGGUAACAAUGGAAAUGGAAAUAUUACUUCAGUUUUCAGUGAUGAAAAUCCAAAUGCGUGUAGAAUAGCCUAG
Molecule: messenger RNA, 950 nt
Organism: Coffea eugenioides
Lineage: Eukaryota; Viridiplantae; Streptophyta; Magnoliopsida; Gentianales; Rubiaceae
Product: extensin-1-like
Exons: 4
Coding region: 105-950 (281 amino acids)
Molecular function (GO): metal ion binding
Source: RefSeq, a predicted model, not a curated record